UCCCUGGUAGAGUCUGCAAGCGCGGGCACCGGCUGGGGCCAAUGGGAACGAGGCCGGUCCUUCCUCCCCUGUCGCGCAAGGCAAGCGCUGUUCCGGCGCUCGCCUCCCUCCCAGGGCAGCAUGGCUUGCCGGCAGCGGCCCGGGGUCGGCGUCGGGGUAGUGGUCAUCAGCCGAGCCCACCCAGACUGCGUUCUCUUGGGCCGGAGGAAAGGCGCCGUCGGCGCUGGCGCCUUCCAGCUUCCCGGAGGACAUCUGGAGUUCGGAGAAAGCUUGGCAGAAUGUGCGGAAAGAGAAACCCUGGAAGAAACCGCUCUUCAUCUAACGAACGUCCGCUUUGCAUCGACCGUAAAUGCUUUUAGCGUGAAGGAUAACUACCACUAUGUCACUAUCCUAAUGAAAGGAGAGGUGGAUUUCAGUUAUGAAUCGGAACCAAGGAAUUUGGAACCUGAUAAAAAUGAAAGUUGGAAGUGGGUGAAAUGGGAAGAGUUCCCUUCCGCGGAUCAGCUGUUUUGGCCUUUACGCAGCUUGAAGGAACAAGGCUACAGUCCUUUCAAGGAAGACUUAAGUCACCUGGUGGGCUACACGGGAAGUCACCUUUACAUGACAAAAGAGAACUCACUCUAAUAUGAACUGUUUUGUUUACAGAGAAAACUUCUAAAAUAUAUAAUAAAAAGCUCUAGUCCAUC
Messenger RNA from Heteronotia binoei (common prickly gecko), 686 nucleotides. It is a transcript of the gene NUDT15, whose product is annotated as nudix hydrolase 15. Gene Ontology annotation, cellular component: cytosol. The transcript has 3 exons. The record is from RefSeq and is a predicted model, not a curated record. Gene Ontology annotation, biological process: dGTP catabolic process. Gene Ontology annotation, molecular function: 8-oxo-7,8-dihydrodeoxyguanosine triphosphate pyrophosphatase activity. Lineage: Eukaryota; Metazoa; Chordata; Lepidosauria; Squamata; Gekkonidae. The coding region runs from base 121 to 624 and encodes 167 amino acids.